ACAUUUUAUGACACACACUCUUCUUCCUGUCACAUGUGUUUCUCUUUCAGAUGGUUGGAUCGUAAUGAGGACGAUGGGCAGAUCGUGAGAGAGUUAGUUCCCACAGACGACGGUCAGCGUUUGUUCACUGUUAGUUAUCACAUUGCUAUAAAGACGGGCAGUAUAAACGGCGCCAGCUCGGAUUCGAAGGUGUUUGUGAAGCUGUAUGGAGAGAAAGGCGACACCAACAAGAUGCUUCUGGUCGUCUCCGAUAACGACCUGGGAAACUAUUUCGAGACCGGACAGACAGACAUCUUCACCAUAGAAACAUUUGACAUCGGCAAGAUAAACAGGCUGCUGAUUGGUCACACUAAUGAAGGCCUGCGAGCCGGCUGGUUCCUGGACAGUCUUCAAAUCUGGAUACCGGUGCACGGGGUUCAAUACAUGUUCCCCAGUCAUCGCUGGCUCUGUAAGGACGAGGCUGACGGGAAGGUGGAGGUGGAAAUCUAUCCCAGCGAGACACUAGAGAUUGAGAAAUUGAUCAAUUACGAGGUUACCGUGGUGACGGGGGACGUCUGGGCCGCGGGGACAAACGCCAAUGUCUUCCUCCAGAUAUACGGCGAAGAGGGUAAAACCGAAUUAAUUCGGCUUAAAAGCCGAUCCAACAACUUUGAGAGAGGAACCACUGAGAUCUUCAAGAUCGAGGGUCUAGAUGUAGGACGUGUCUAUAAGAUCCGGAUCGGGCACGACGGAUCUGGAGUCGGACCAGGAUGGUUCCUGGAGAAAGUGGACGUGAAGCGGUUGGUCAUGGCAAUGUUGAAACCAGAGAAGAAGGAGGACGACAAGAAAGACAAGAAGAAGAAAAAAAGGAAAAAGGAGGAGGAGGAGUCUCCGGGUGAACUGAAGGAGGUCGUUCAAUCUUACAGCUUCCCGUGUGGCCGAUGGCUCGCUCGUGGUGAGGAGGAUGGUGAGAUACUCGUUGAGCUGCGUGCCGAGGACUACGAAGAUUUGGAAGAGAACACGUACGAGGUCCAUGUGUUCACCGGCACUACGCUCGGGGCCGGAACAGAUGCUGGGGUCUACAUGAACAUAUAUGGAGAAAUGGGCGACACGGGUGAAAGAAAACUACGCAAGUCAAACCACCUGAACAAGUUUGAGCGUGGACAGGAGGAUUUGUUCACAAUCACUGGGAUGGAUCUGGGACUGUUGAAGAAACUGAGGAUUCGUCAUGACAACAAGCAGGCGAAUGCUGCCUGGUACCUCGACCGCGUCGAGAUCUUUGAUGUCAAAGAGGAAACCAUGUAUUUUUUCCCCUGUCAGCGUUGGCUGGCCGUGGAUGAAGAUGACGGACAGCUGGGCCGUGAGUUAGUGCCUGUAGACGAGGCCUUCAUGAAGAGAGAUGAAGACGAUGAAGACGAGUCAUCGCCCGCUCAGCUCGGACUAGAGCAAAAAGCCAUGUCAACCACGUUUACACUGAGGGUGAAAACAGGAGAGAAGCAGUAUGCUGGUACGGAUGCAAAUGUUUUCGCGGUUUUUUACGGGACCAAAGAUGAUACAGGCAUCAUCAAUCUAAAGGCAUCAAAGAACAGAAGGAAUAAAUUUGAGGUGGGAGUGAUCGAUGAGUUCACGAUAGAGGCUGUGGACAUCGGCAAACUCAAGAGAAUCCGGAUUGGACACGACAAUUCAGGUGGUUCUCCGGGUUGGUUUCUGGACUGGGUGGAGAUCAACGCUCCGUCUCUCGGGCAGCUCUUGCGCUUUCCCUGCGGCCGUUGGUUGGAUGAAGGAGAGGAUGAUGGUGCCAUUGUCAGAGACCUGUCCCCUAAUGAACUACAGACACAACUAUACACACCCUUUGUUCCCUAUGAGAUCAAAUUCUUCACCAGCGAUAUAUUUGUGGCGGGCACAGACGCAGACGUCUUCAUCGUGCUGUACGGUCAGAACGGUGUGUGUACAUCUCAGAAGUCUCUCUGUGUCACUAAGAGAGAGAGGGGAAUGUACUUUGAGAGAGGGGCAGAGGACAUGUUCAUCGUAGAGUUGGAGGAUAUCGGUGAUAUCGUUGAGAAAAUCCGUAUCGGUCAUGACAACCGUGGAGUGAAUCCUGGAUGGCAUUUGGACCGGGUGGAAAUCCGCAGGCUGCUCCGGAAAGGAAAGGGUUCUGAGACGGUCAUUUUCCCGUGUGAGGGCUGGCUGGCUCGAUCGGAGGAGGACGGUGAGACGAUUCGAGAGCUGGUGCCUUCUGACAUCAUCGUCCAGAAACUAUCACGAGACGGGACACUGAAAGUCAUCGAGACAGAGGUGGACGACGCACUGGAGAUUCACACGUAUACAGUGGCAGUAACCACAGGGGACGUGUGUGGAGCGGGAACUGAUGCCAAUGUCUUCAUCACCCUGUAUGGAGACAUGGGCGACACCGGAGAACGCAAACUCAGCAAAUCAGAGAACAGCAACAAGUUUGAGAGAGGAUUGGUGGACACGUUUACUCUGGAGGCUGUGGAUCUGGGCCAGGUGUUCAAGAUCCGUAUUCGUCAUGACAACAGCAUGCUCAGUGCUGAUUGGUACCUGGAGCAGGUGGAAGUGCUGGACCAGGACACAGAGGAGGUGUUUCUGUUCUUGUGUGAGCGAUGGCUCUCUCGCAAGCGUGAGGACAGACGGAUCGACAGGGUCUUCUACGUUAAGGAUUUUGAGGAAGAGCGAGAAACUGCUUUCUGUCCCAUUAAAAACGUGACGAAUCUGGACAGCAACAUGAACAAGAAAAACAAGAAACAACAUUCAGAGGAGGAUGAAGAGGAGGAGGAGCAGUCACUGAUUCCGUACCACUUCAUGGUCACAACGGGUGUGGAACGGGACGCCGGGACGUCUAGCCGUGUGUAUGUCAUCAUCAUCGGGAAGAAAAGCAGGAGGACGGAUCGCCUCUGGCUGGACUUUGAUGGGAAGAGCGGAUUCCAGCCGGGAUCUUUGGAUUACUUCACUUGUUAUGGAGCUGAUGUUGGAGAGAUCAAGAAAGUGCAACUGGGUCACGAUGGAGCGACUCCAGAGAGCUGCUGGCUGGUGGAAGAACUAUCUGUGGAGGUCCCGACUAAAGCCGUGCGCUUUGUGUUCCGCUGUAAGAACUGGCUGGCCAAAGACAGAGGAGAUGGACUCACCGCACGCAUGCUGAACGUCCAGGAUGCAGAAAUAAUAAACAUCUCACUGAAGGUCAUCUAUGAGGUGACCGUCCUCACAGGAGACGUCCUGCACGCUGGUACCGACACACAGAUUUAUGUCACUGUGUUUGGAAUCUACGGCACAUCGGAGGAGAUGGUGCUGCCAAAAUUAGAGGACAGGUUUGAGCGAGGGCAGAAAGACACUUUUAAUCUGGAGAUCGAGGACAUCGCUCCUCUUAGGAAAAUGAGAGUUCGUAUAGACGGUUCCGGGAGCCGACCGGACUGGUUUUUAGAUAAGAUUGAACUUCAUAACCUGCAGACGGACGAGGUGGCGUUGUUUGUGUACGAGGAAUGGCUGUCUCACUCGUACGGGCCCAAGCGAACGCUCCUAUGUGAGAUGCCGGCCAUUAUAAACGAUGAAGAAAUGGUUGAGCUCACCAUCUACACUGUGUCUGUGAAGACCAGCGAUGCCACCGCGGCGGGAACUGAUGCUAAUGUGUGGAUGAUUAUUUUCGGCGAAAACGGUGACACCGGAACGCUCGCUCUGAAAGAAAGCUCAAACACAAACAAGUUUGAGCGCAAACAGACCGACACUUUCCGCUUUCCUGAUAUCCUGGGCUUGGGCGAGCUCUCGAAAGUACGCAUUUGGCACGACAACUCGGGACCGGCUCCUGGUUGGCAUCUGGAGUAUGUGGAAGUGCAUGAUGACAUUUUGGGAAAGAAGUUUCGUUUCCAGUGUGACCGCUGGCUUGCCAAGAAUGAGGACGAUGGGCAGAUAAUGAGAGAGCUGGCAUGUGCCAACAAUGACGCGGUGGAUUUCGAUGAUAAAACAAAAUAUGAGAUUCUGGUAACCACAGCGGAUACAGAUGACGCAGAAACCAAAGAGAAUGCCUGGAUUGUUCUGGAAGGGAAAAAAGGACGUUCAAAAGAGUUUGUGUUGGAGAACGUGACAAAGAAAAAGCGUUUUCUGCGCGGCUCUACAGACCGAUACGAGUUCUCCUCCAAGGAGCUGGGUGACAUCGCCAGUAUUUGUCUGGGACACAUCCCUAAAGAUGGAAAGAAGGUCAAAUCGGAGGCCUUCUGGACUGUGGAUGAGGUCGUGGUCAUAGAAAAGGAGCUGGGCAACAAGUAUAUCUUUCACUGCGACGCCGCCAUUCCUCUGUCCUCCAAACGAGACGAGUUCCAGACCUUCGAGUGCACCAAAUUCAUCGAGAGUUUUACCAGCAAGGCUCAGAGCCUCGUGCCCGUGAAAUACGAGAUCAUUGUCAUCACGGGUGAUGAGAAAGGCGCGGGCACCGACGCCAACGUCUUCGUCACCAUCUUUGGCUCCAACGGCGACUCCGGUCGGAGGCAGCUCUGCCAGAAGUUCCGCAACCUGUUCGAGCGCAGGAAGACCAACCGGUUUAUUCUGGAACUGCUGGACAUGGGCGAUCUGCUCCGAGUGCGCGUGGAGCACGAUAACUCUGGACUCAGCCCCGGCUGGCUCCUGAGCAGGAUUGAGAUCACAAACACGGCCAACGGAGUGACGACCGUCUUUUUGUGCGGGAAAUGGCUGGACAAGAAAAAGUCUGAUGGGAGAACAAAGCGUGUCAUCUAUCCAAAGUAUUGAUGUUGAAUCGGACAAUCGUUUCAUGUUGCGCAACAUGUUUAAUAUAUGUUAUGUGUAUGAUGCAUGUUGUUUUUUUGGAUGCUAGCAACAACCAAAGGUGAUGCGUUCGACUUUCUCAACAUUGAUCCAACCAUAGAGAUGUAUACAUAGAUGUCCAACAUGACAACUCAAGCAUGUUUCUAAAUUCCAUUUGGUGCCACGGGCGAGAUGACACACUUCACCUCCAAAUAUUGAAAUAGCAUGAAUAGGGAUUAAGAGAGGACAUGAUGUCAUAUUGAUGUGUGGUUUGAACGGGAACCAAUGACGGUCUUCGUAAACGCAGCUGCUUUUCUCUUGUCGUCUCAGGAACAAUGUGACUCAUGCUAGAACUGACUUACACAGUCCAUUUCUUUCUAAAAGUCAUGAAUCACAUUUCUCAAAUGUUGCAGAAUUGUUUUAAAUGAUCCCACUAUAACAGUCAGAAGAACUUCUGUAAAUGUAUUUAUGUCAAAGUUUCUGAGCUCUCAGGGUGCCACCGCAGACGUGCCUCAA
Messenger RNA from Triplophysa dalaica, 5262 nucleotides. Its product is annotated as lipoxygenase homology domain-containing protein 1-like. NCBI's taxonomy places the organism in Eukaryota, Metazoa, Chordata, Actinopteri, Cypriniformes, Nemacheilidae. The record is from RefSeq and is a predicted model, not a curated record. The transcript has 28 exons. The coding region runs from base 34 to 4731 and encodes 1565 amino acids. Gene Ontology annotation, molecular function: protein binding.